AUGGUCAAAAGAACAAAACGCAAACAGCAUAGUUUACCAAAUACAUCAGCAGAGGGUCCCUCACGACUCCAAAUUCUCCUUCGCUCUUCUGCUUUUGUUCUGUAUGCUCUUGUCUCAAUUGCUGCGUUGGGUGCGGCCGUUUGGUCGCAGUACUAUCUCAGGACCACUUCAUCAUCACAAAAUAUCUCAACUAGUCCCCUCUGGGAGAUCGUAGACAUACCAGGCAAAGGGAAGGGAAUGGUCGCGCGCAGGAAUAUCACACAAGGAACACUUCUCCUACGCGAAACUCCUUUAUUUCUGGUCCCACCAACCGUCCGUCAAUCGCCAGAGCAACUCAUAAUUGCACUGGUCUCCCAACUUCCCCUGGAAAAGCAACAGGUUUUUGACGCAUUAUCGCAUCAUGCGAGACCAGAUGCCGUUGGAGACGCCCUGCCUUUGGCCAAGUUUGAAACCAACUCGAUGAACGCUGGGGAGAGUGUUGGAAUCUUCCCGACCAUCGCCAGGAUUAAUCAUGGCUGUUCAUCUGCGUUCAACGCUGCUUAUUCAUGGAGAGAAGACACGAAAGAGACGGUUGUAUACGCUUUCAAGCCUAUAUUCCAAGGAGAAGAAAUCCUCAUCUCGUAUACGGACACCAAGAAAUCGCGUGACAACAGACGAGCGUACCUCAAACAAUCUUAUAAUUUCGACUGUACAUGCUCAGUCUGCUCACUAUCACCAGAGCUCUCCAAGGCGUCGGACGCUCGACUUGAGAGAAUGGCCGCAUUACGCGAGAAACUUGCAACAUGGGCAAACAAAUCCAUUGGAGGGCAAGAGGCGACAAGUGUCAUCAAUGAAAUCUGGCGACUGGGAGAUGAGGAACAAUAUCUAAGCGAACGCGGUGCGUUGGCAUAUGAUGCUGCCCAAGUGGCUGCUGCACACUGGGAUCGAGUUGCAGCUCAGGCUUGGGCCGAACUGGCCCACAAGUGGUUUGCAAUCGAACUGGGUGUCAACAGUGUACAAGCAAAAGCGGCAUUGAGAAUAGCGCAGAAUCCACGAUCCCAUCGGGAUUGGGGAUCCCGAUACAAAAUGGAGGUCGAACGACCCAUAGCUGGAUUAUAA
Messenger RNA from Serendipita indica DSM 11827, 1098 nucleotides. Lineage: Eukaryota; Fungi; Basidiomycota; Agaricomycetes; Sebacinales; Serendipitaceae. The record is from the annotation of a GenBank genome assembly.